Molecule: messenger RNA, 354 nt
Organism: Protopolystoma xenopodis
Lineage: Eukaryota; Metazoa; Platyhelminthes; Monogenea; Polystomatidea; Polystomatidae
Source: the annotation of a GenBank genome assembly
AUGUUAACAGAUGAUGAAAAAAGAAUCGGGUUGCCUGUUGUGAUGCCUACAUUUGAUAGGCAAACAUGUAAUAUUGCCAAAUCGCAAUUAUCCUUUAUAGAUUUAUUUCUAAAGGAUAUGUUCACAAUGUGGCACGAGGCGGACCGUGGACUUGGUACACCCUCAGACGUUUCACAGACAUCGGUGUCGGCAUCGCCAGUGAUCCUUGCCACACAACAAUUUGUCAAAGUAACAGGUAAAGUCGAUCCUUUGACAAAUUGUCUGCUAAACAGUUGUGAUAUCUCUCCUUCUAUCCUGGGGUAUUCACCUGGUCUGGAUUGUCAAGCUAUCUGGGAGAUUAGCUUGCGGCUAUAG